GAUGGUCUCGAUCUCCUGACCUCGUGAUCCGCCCGCCUCGGCCACCUAAAGUGCUGGGAUUACAGGCGUGAGCCACCGCGCCCAGCCCUACUUUUAAAAUUUUUUGUAGAGCGGGGUCUCACUAUGUUGGCCAUGCUGGUCUCGAAUUCCUGGCCUCAAGCGAUCCUCCCGCCUUGGCCUCCCAAAAGCUGGGAUUACAGGUGUGAAACCCCGCGCCGGUCUGAACCUCAAUGUUUGAACCACCAAAUUUUACCUGUAUUGACACAGGCCCCGUCUUGUUGUUUUUCUAAAUCUCAUGUCAUUGUUUGCAUAUUGGUUACCCGUGGUUGGCUUUGGAGCUGAAGGUGGACAGAGCUAACAUCAGGUUGCACACAGGAACAGAGUGAGGUCGCGAAAAAGUAGCGCGAGCUGCCUCGAUGGCCCAGGGCGACCUCACCGGCGUUUCCUGUCUGGGACUGCGCCCACGCGGUCACGUGGUGGCCCGGAGUACGCGCGGCGGCAGCGGCGCACGCGCACGGAGAGGAGGCUACUUGCCAGGUGAGCGAGCUGAGUGGGGCGCCGGGGCGGUAGGAGGGCGCUGUUCGCUGAGCUGGAGUCCGGGCUCCGGUCCCCGCCACGGACCUUGAGAGGGUACCCGGGGUCAGACCUGGCAGACAGCCCGUUUUUUCUUAUGAUAAAGACGGCAUUUGGCUCAUGAGCAAGGUGGCAAGAUCAUCAAGUGAGUCAGACGUGCAGCUCUGGGAAACAGAAGAGGAUGACAUGACAGAAGGUGAUUUAGGGUAUGGCCUCGGAAGGAAACCUGGUGGGAUUUAUGAAAUAGAAUUUUCACAUAGGUCUAGAAAAAGAUCAGAUGGAAAGAACUUUAGCCCUCCUCCAUUUCCGAGAAAGGGAGAAGAAAGAAAUGAAGCGAGUUUUCAGUAUUCCAAGCAUAAGAGCCAGCAAGAUACAUUCCCUCAAGUGUCCAGAAUUUCCAAUUACAGACGACAAAGUAGCACUGUAGAUUCGAAUUCAGAAUUGUCAAAUGAAGAAUUAAGGCAAUGUCUUAAUGAAACUUUAGAGGAGGUAGAAAUGUUAAAAACUGAACUUGAGGCAUCUCAAAGACAACUCAGAGGUAAAGAGGAAGCAUUGAAAAUUCUUCAAAGCAUGGCAAUACUUGGCAAAGCCACAAGUCAUACGCAGGCAGUGCUUCAAAAAACUAUGGAACAAAACAGAUCCUUGGAGAAGGAAAUAAAUGCCUUGCAGUGGGAAAUAGAAUUUGAUCAUAAUAGAUUUAAAAAUAUAGAGGAAUCUUGGAUCCAAAAAUAUGACAGGCUAUACUGUGAAAAUGCAGUCCUCAAAGAGAAUUUGAAAGUGAAAACAGAAGAAAUUAAAAUGCUGAAGUCUGACAAUGCAGUUUUGAAUCAACGGUAUUUGGAGGCCCUCGCCAUGCUUGAUAUCAAACAGCAGAAGAUGGCUCAGGAAAACAUGUGCUGUGAUAAAAGUGGCUUUGCAGAGGCUUCAGGUCUUGAGCUUGCAGUCCUCGGAGCCUGCCUUUGUCAUGGGCCUGGAGGGAACCCCUGUUCUUGUGCCAGAAUGGCAGCAUCCACUCGGAAACUGCUUCUUCAGCUCAAACAAGAGUUGGAACUUUUGCAGAAGAGUAAAGAAGAAGCUUACGUGAUGGCAGAUGCUUUCAGAAUUGCAUUUGAGCAACAAUUAAUGAGAAAAAAUGACCAGGCACUACAAUUGACACAAAUGGAUAAAAUGCAUAAAAAAGCAACAAAAUGGAUGAAUUGGAAGCACCUUAAAGAGGAUGGCUUUCCAUCACCAAGGAGUAAGAAGACCUUCGGGCAGAGACUGUUGGAUAUGCUCCCUUCAGAAAACAGUUCUAAGAGGAUGGAAGACCAGGACAGUCCUCAAGAGGUCCUUAAGAUGCUCAUAGAUUUGCUUAAUGAUAAAGAAGCAGCUUUGGCUCAUCAAAGAAAAGUUAGCUACAUGCUUGCUCGGGCAUUGGAAGACAAAGACACUGCUUCAAAAGAGAAUAAAGAAAAAAAUCCUAUAAAAGAGAAUUUCCCUUUCAACAACCCCUGGCAUAAGACUUCAGAAUUCUCUGUUUUGGGUGAUCCUAUACAUUCAAGUGUCUGCAUUUUAAAUUCUGUGGGCUGCAUUUGUUCAAUCCAGCACUCUCAAAUAGAUCCAAACUAUAGAACUCUUAAAAGAUCCCAUUCUUUGCCAUCAAGUAUCAUAUUUUAAAGACAAGCCAGUUGAAAUUGGAACUGAGAGUUGUUUAUUAUCGAGAUACUUUGAAAAAUGAUUUUGUAAAUUUUGCUGCAUCUUGAGAAGUUGUAUGUUUCCUAGGUAUUUCUAAAUUUUAGGAGGUCGCUUAAAUCAAAUAUUUUCUACAUUUUCUUUUUCUUCUUUUGAGAUGGAGUCUCGCUCUGUCACCCAGGUUGGAGUGCAGUGGUGUGAUCUCGGUUCACUGCAACCUCCGCCUCCCGGUUCAAGCAAUUCUCCUGCCUCAGCCUCCCGAGUAACUCGGAUUACAGGCAUGUGCCACCACGCCCAGCUAAUUUUUGUAUUUUUAGUAGAGAUGGGGUUUUACCAUGUUAGCCAGGCUGAUCUUGAACUCCUGACCUCAAGUGAUCCACCUGCCUUGGCCUCCGAAAGUGCUGGGAUUACAGGCGUGAGCCACCACACCCAGCCUAUUUUCUACAUUUUCUACAAGAAAUUAGUAUUCCGUGUUGACAUUUCAUUUAUAAAUUACAUUACUGUAUUUAUAAAUUACAUUACUGUAUUUAUAAAUUACAUUACAGGCUGGGCAUGGUGGCUCAUGCUUAUAAUCCCAGCACUUUGGGAGGCCGAGGUGGGUGGGUCACCUGAGGUUGGAGUUCAAGACCAGUCUGACCAACAUGGAGAAACCCCGUCUCUACUAAAAAUACAAAAAAUUAGCUAGGCGUAGUGGCGCAUGCCUGUAAUCCCAGCUAUUUGGGAGGCUGAGGUAGGAGAAUCCCUUGAACCUGGGAGGCGGGGGUUGUGGUGAGCCGAGAUUGUGUCAUUGCACUCCAGCCUGGGCAACAAGAGCGAAACUGUCUCAAAAACAAAAACAAAAACAAAAAAAAACACAUUACAGUGUUUGCCAACAUCCUAAAACAAAAAAUGAUGAUUUUGGGGAAAAACAAAAAAUUAUUUAACUAUUUUGAUUGACUAUAGGGAUCUUAGAUUGGCUAAAUCAACAAUAUAGCAAUGUAUCUUAAUGCUCUAAAAAGUAACAAUACCUAGGACUGACUGAAUGUUAAUUUCUGGAAUUCAUUUAUCUUGUUUUAUUUGCCUUGUUCAGUAUUUUUCAUUUACCAUAUAAAGUUUAGAAAUAACAAUUUCCUUAAGUUAACUUCAAUAAGACAGUUUUGAUGGUGGGACCUUGGCAGAAGUAUAUCGAGUCACUGCCGGCUACGUUCAUGGCUUCUUGUCAGGGUAGCAACAUUUUGCAACCAAAUCUGCACAAUUUGUAGCCAAGUCUACAAAGUGCUUAACAGCUCUUUUCAUUGCAUCCUGUGAGAUGGUUGAUGAUCCAGGAAAUGGGGUCUCAGGAAUCUGAAGAAGCUGCCUGAGCCAAGGUGAUUUCUAGGAGUUUUUUUGUUUGUGGUGUGUGAAUUGGGGUGUGUGGGGGCGGGGUGUGUGUGUAGACAGGGUCCCACUGUGUUGCUCAGGCUGGUCCCAAACUCCUGGCCUCAAGGGAUCCUCCUGCCUCAGCCUCUCAAAGUGCUGGGAUUACAGGCGUAAACCACCACAACUCAAUAAAAAAGUUUUUAAAAAUUUACAAAGCUCAUAUUUGAUCCAGCUAGGAUUUUACCCUGUACAUUUGUAUUUCUUGUAGGCUGGCGCACAGAUAUCUUAAAUGGCUACUAAUUGCUGCUGUGUAUGAAAACAAAUGGCUACCAAGGCCGGCGGGUGCAGUGGCUCACAGAUCUGGUCUGAAUCUCGAGUCCAGACCAGUCCAGAGUUCAAGACCAGCCUGGGCAACAUGGUGAAACCGCAUCUAUACAAAAACUUGGCAAGGCAUGGUGGCAUGCACCUGUUGUCCCAGCUACUCAGGGGGCUGAGGCAGGAGGAUUGCAUGAGCCCAGGAGCUUGAGGCUGCAGUGAGCUGUGAUUGUGCCACUGCACUCCAGCCUGAGUGACAGAGUGAGACCCCCAUCUCCAAAAGAAAAGGCUAUCAAUACAAAAGUUUAUCUAAAUUACUGUACAGCUAUACAAUGGAAUACUCUACAAAAUGGAGAUCCAUAAGAUAAAGCAAAUGAAUAAAGCAAAAUGCAUGUGUUGACAGCUGUUGUGAUACCUCAGUUCUUGUCUUCCUGGUUUAAAAGAAUUUAAACGAGACAGCAAAGGAGAUGCAGCAUAAUUUAUUGCAAAAGAAAAGGAGUAUUUUGAAAGUUAGGUGCAGAAUAGACAGUACACCUGAGAGAGAGAAUUCAGGGCCGGCUGCUCAUAAGGGUGAGACAGCAUUGAUUAUUGCUGGAGAAACUCCCUUUAUGGGAGUUUUGCAUUAUUAUUCAUAAGGAGGUGAGGUGUUGCUAGUAAUCAUGUCCUGGGUGGUCCUCUGCACAGGUGCAGUAGCUGUUAAUGCUUGUUCAUACAUCACAUGUCUCAAUAGCAUCUUAAAUUUCCACCUAGAGGUGUGUUUAUUAUUAUUAUAAUGUGCAAAGGAUCAGUUUGAGGACAGGUAAAAUCAAAAUGUGCAUGCUCUCUAGAAGGGAAAGUCCCUACUGAAGAUAGCUUUGCUUAAAUGAGCUCAAUUACAAUGUGAAUGCUGAGGUUUAUUGUGUUGGCUGUAUGGUCAUGAGAACAUGGUCAUUUCCUUGACUACCUGAUAUGGUUUGGCUGUGUCCCCACCCAAGUCUUAUUUUGAAUUGUAAUCCCCAUAAUUCCCACAUGUUGAAGGAGGGGACUUGGUGGUAGGUGACUGGAUCAUGGGGGUGGUAUCCCCCAUGCAAAACAUGCCUGCUUCCUCUUCUGCCAGGAUUGUAAGUUUCCUGAGGCCUCCCCAGCCAUGUGGAGCUAUGAGUCAAUUAAACCUCUUUCCUUUAUAAAUUACUGAGUCUUGGGUAGUAUCUUUAUAGCAGUUUGAGAACGGAUUAAUACACCCCUAUCCUGCCUCACAUGUUAGACACAUUUUGAGUGUCCUCAGAUGCCUUUGGCGCUAUUAUCUCCUGGACUCUUAGCUGCCUGGCUGCUUCUCCCUCGGCUUGGCUGCUUCUCCCUUGGCAGCUCCCUGUACGUACGUACACACACACACUCACACACACACACACACACACACACACGGAAAUCAGACAGAUUUGAAGCACAAGUGGGUUUGAUGCACUGCUGCUGUCCUGCGGUGAGUGCCACAGGACAAAGGCAUGGAAGUUUCCUUAAGAAGCUGAGAGAGGCCCUGGGCUAACAGUCAAAAGGGAAAUGGGGGCAAUGGAGCACAAGAAUUGCAACUAUAAGAACUGCAUGAGCGGCUGGGCGCGGUGGCUCACGCCUGUAAUCCCAGCACUUUGGGAGGCCAAGGCGGGCAGAUCACGAGGUCAGGAGAUAGAGACCAUCCUGGCUAACACAGUGAAACCCCGUCUCUACUAAAAAUACAAAAAAUUAGCUGGGCGUGGUGGCGGGCACCUGUAGUCCCAGCUACUCGGGAGGCUGAGGCAGGAGAAUGGGUGAACCCAGUGGGUGGAGGUUGCAGUGAGCCGAGAUCGUGCCACUGCACUCCAGCCUGGGCGACAGAGCAAGACUCCAUCUCCAAAAAAAAAAAAAAAAAAAAAACAAAAAAAACCCUGCAUGAGCUUGGUAGCAGAUUCUUUCCAGGGGCCUCCAAAUAAAACUGUAGUCUGACUAACACCUUGAUUUUGGCCUUGUGAGACCCUAAGCAGAAAACACAGCUGAGCCAGAUAUAUGGCCUACAGAACUGUGAGCUAAUACAUUUGUGUUACUUUAAUUAGCUGGGCAUGGUGGUACACAUUUGUAAUCCCAGCUACUUGGGAGGCUAAGGUGGGAGGAUCACCUGAACCCCAGGAUGCAGAGGUUACAGUGAGCUGAGAUUGCACCACUGCACUCCAGCCUGGGCAACAGAGCAAGACUCUGUCUCAUUAAAAAAAAAAAAAAAAAAAUUAACCAGGCAUGGUGGUAUGCAGCUGUAGUCCCAGCUACUGGGGACACUGAGGUGGAAGGAUGGCUUGAGCCCAGGAGUUCGAAGCUGCAGUGAGCCAUGACUGCACUACUACACUCCAACCUGGGCAACAGAGACUAUCUCACAAAAAAAAAAAAAAAAAAAAAAGAGAGAGAUUCUAUCAAUUUAUAUACAAUUUUGAGACCCAAAACAAUGCUGUACAUUGUUAUGCAUCUCACUACAUGCACUCUUACAGAAUACUAGCAUCAAAUCAUGGAAAGAUACACACCAAUUUCAUAGAGUCAUUUCCCUCUGGGGAAAGUGAAAAGGAAAAAAUAGAAAUAAAGUGAAGUAUUGGCUGGGCGCGGUGGCUCACACCUGUAAUCCCAGCACUUUGGGAGGUCAAGGCGGGUGGAUGAAAAGGUCAGGAGUUUGAGACCAGCCUGGCCAAUAUGGUGAAACCCCAUCUCUACUAAAAAUACAAAAAAAAA
Molecule: messenger RNA, 6615 nt
Organism: Gorilla gorilla gorilla (western lowland gorilla)
Lineage: Eukaryota; Metazoa; Chordata; Mammalia; Primates; Hominidae
Gene: CCDC125
Product: coiled-coil domain containing 125
Exons: 12
Coding region: 694-2229 (511 amino acids)
Biological process (GO): negative regulation of Rho protein signal transduction; negative regulation of cell motility
Cellular component (GO): cytoplasm
Source: RefSeq, a predicted model, not a curated record